Knipowitschia caucasica is the source of this 492-nucleotide messenger RNA. NCBI's taxonomy places the organism in Eukaryota, Metazoa, Chordata, Actinopteri, Gobiiformes, Gobiidae. The record is from the annotation of a GenBank genome assembly.
AUGUCAGUGAAACAGUCCUGUCCCGUCUGUGGCUGGUGCAGAGGAGGUGCAGAGGAGGUGAUGUCAGUGAAACAGUCCUGUCCAGUCUGUGGCUGGUGCAGAGGAGGUGCAGAGGAGGUGAUGUCAGUGAAACAGUCCUGUCCAGUCUGUGGCUGGUGCAGAGGAGGUGAUGUCAGUGAAACAGUCCUGUCCAGUCUGUGGCUGGUGCAGAGGAGGUGCAGAGGAGGUGAUGUCAGUGAAACAGUCCUGUCCCGUCUGUGGCAGGUGCAGAGGAGAGGAGGUGAUGUCAGUGAAACAGUCCUGUCCAGUCUGUGGCAGGUGCAGAGGAGGUGCAGAGGAGGUGAUGUCAGUGAAACAGUCCAUGUCCAGUCUGUGGCAGGUGCAGAGGAGGUGAUGUCAGUGAAACAGUCCUGUCCAGUCUGUGGCAGGUGCAGAGGAGGUGAUGUCAGUGAAACAGUCCUGUCCAGUCUGUGGCAGGUGCAGAGGAGGUGA